Menidia menidia (Atlantic silverside) is the source of this 3729-nucleotide messenger RNA. The record is from the annotation of a GenBank genome assembly. Lineage: Eukaryota; Metazoa; Chordata; Actinopteri; Atheriniformes; Atherinopsidae.
AUGCUGGUGUGGACGCGGGUCGUGCUGGCCAGUUGUAUCGUCAUUUAUUCUAGGAGACGCGUCCUAAAACAAAACGCACCGGGCUCCAACUUGCAUGAUUACCUCUUUGAUUUAAUGGGUCCAAUCAUUGGGAUGUCACCAGAUAAGAAAACGGAAAUUCCGGGUAUGCAAGAGGAACGGACAGGACUGAGAGGUGUUUGCGGUGUGGGAACACUGCCAGAGGCCGAGUGUGCGUCCAGUCCGCUGGCAACAAGUGUGGAUCGUACCGGAGCUGCCGAGGAUGAGGAGCUCACCAACCUCAACUGGCUCCACGAGAACCUGCUUCAAAACUUUACUCUCGGGGGUCCCGAGGCUCAGCCAAGCGGCAGUCCCUUGUUCGACAUAGAGGGAGAUUACAGGUCCAGCCAGGGCCCUUCGUCAUCCUCCUCCUCCUCAUCCUCAAACAGCAGAGGCAGGGAGCGGGACUCGUUGAAGUCUAAGCCCCCUUUCUCCUUUUCCCUGCUCAUCUACAUGGCCAUUGAGCAGUCUCCCAGCAAGUCUUUGCCUGUUAAAGAAAUCUAUGGCUGGAUUCUGGAGCACUUCCCUUAUUUCUCCAACGCUCCCACUGGCUGGAAGAACUCAGUUCGACACAACUUGUCUCUAAACAAAUGCUUCCGCAAGGUCGACAGGAGUUUGGGAAAGGCCAGUGGGAAGGGUUCUCUCUGGUGUGUUGACCCCGAGUAUCGGCCCAACCUAAUUCAAGCCCUUAAGAAGCAGCACUUCCCAGCCGCACAUGCCUUCUGCACACCACCCGCCUCCCCACCGAGUGCCUCCUCACCCCCUCGCCAUCUCUUUCUACAAGGAUGCUCAUUCAAAGAGUCUGACAUUGAUGCUGCCACUGCCAUGAUGCUCUUAAACUCUGCCCCUGGGCACCACGUUGACCCAUGUAACUCUGAUGGCCCGCUGGACCUCUCCCGACCCGAUUCUGUCCUGGUGAGCAGCGAUCCAAAGCAGGACCACAACUACAGCAGUGCAGCCCUGCAGCGCUGCUCCUCCCGCUCCUCCUCUUCCUCCCUUUCCUCCCUGGAUGAAGGCGGCUGCGACCGCAGGCAGUCUCGCCGCGCCGGCAGCGAGGGUUUCCACAGCGACGAGGACUCCGACCUCUGGGACGAAAGGGGAGCCCACCAGACUUUUCGACGUCCGCCCGCUAUCAAGUGGCCCAUAAGCAAGAGGGCACGGCGCGAGGUCAAACCGGAGCUGGACGAGGAGCUGAAGGAGGCUGCUGGCUCCUUGCUGCAUCUGGCCGGUAUACGCAGCUGCGCGGAGGGCUCCAAACGCGCGGUCAAGAGCACAAAACUUAACAGGAAAUGAACGCCCUCAUAAGAAAUGCCCUCAUAAGACUCCGGACCCUGUAAACCCUGACCUCUGACCCCUGAUCAUGUGUCCCAGUGUGCCUCCUUCUCCUUACCUGAUCAUUCAUUGGCCAUUUUGAGCCUUUUUUUCUUUGUUUGGGAGAAUCUCUGUCCAACAAAACAAAUGGCAAUAGUAUUGUUCACACAGGAGAACAAAGCCAUAUAGAGUAACUGGGGGGAACUGUGUGGGGAUGGGUGUUUGGGCUAAGGAGAACCAUCAAGAUACCUAUCCAGAAUGACCUGCCUGCUUCUGUCGGAUUAGAAGAUUGUGAUUCAAGAAAUUUUCUCUCAAAGACAAAAUGGAAAAAAAAAAAAAGCUGAAAGUUUUCUAACUUUAAGCGUUGCAUGCUUCCUCCUCAAACCUGUAUCCUCUUCCAAGUGAAUCUAUUUAUGAAGCGAAUGAGUGCAUGUUUGUAACAGAUGAAAUCUAACCUCCUGGUGUUAUCAGUUCCUCCUCUUCGUGCUACAGAAGAAAGAAAUGCCACUAUUUGAGAAGGAGCCCUUGCUCUGUAAGCCCUCUUGUAAGAGAUGCAAUAAUUAAUCCACAACCUUAACUUUUGACAUUAUUCCACCAUGACAUUUUUUUAAGAGUCAAGUAUGCUAGUUUAACUUUACAAUUAAAAGAAUGAAUGGGGUAGUAUUAUGAUCUUGUUAUGCGAUACACUCACACACAGGAGCCCUGGCUCUUUUUUCAGGAUUAGCAAGAUGUGGAAUAGUAUUACUCUGCCACUGCCAAAUUUAGUUGCAAAGUUAGCUACAGUACUUUGCUCAAUUUUGUGCUGCCAUUUUCCUUUUUCUUCUUUCUUUGUUGUUUUUGCCAGUCCACUGCUCCCCUGAUCAGUCCCGUUCAUUCAGCUGUGUGUUUGUGACGUUGUUGUGCAUACACAGAACGUAUAUUACUGUUUGGUGCCAGCCUAUGCAAAGUGAGCAUCUGUAACACAUUUCCAGAUGUUUGCAGGGUGUCCAUAGGUUAUCCUCCAUUUAUAUAUUUUUUUCUUUUGCUCUUUUUUUAUUUUUCUAUGUGAGUGCAUCAUGGUCCGUGUCGGCUUCAACCUAAACCACAGACAGCGGUCACAAGGAACAGUUUGUUUUUUGAAAAAACAUUUUCUGACAAAUCUGGCUCCAGAGAAUAAUGUUGAGCACGUGUAUCGACAGGUCUGCUCGCCUCGGCUGUGGUUCGGGGCUGUCUGUUCUCGCCUCGCUACUUUAAAUUGAGGAACAGAAGCAGAGAGACGAUUGACAAUAUUUGUGUUUUUUUCAAUUUCUUUUCCCUGGUAGUUUCGAAAGAAAAUAAUUUUACACAAUCAAACAGGGGAUCCAAACUCAUCCUGGGGCCAAAAAAGUGAUUUAUUACGUAGAGAUCAACAGCAUAAAGCAUAUUCCAGUUUAAGAUUGUAAGAGAGGGCACUAUAGUUAAGAAAAGAGAGGAAUGAACUUUGCAGAGAAAAGGAACCUUAGCUGACCCUGUUUUGUCACUAACUCCUACCCUCAUAGAACAAAAUAAGGAAGUAAACAUUCUCAUCUCAAGCUGUGAAAUGAAGUUUUUUUUAUUAUCAGCCGCUUGCAUGAAGUUUACCUAAGGGAAGUUCCCAGCCUCUAGUUUAGACGGACACAAUUGUCAUUAGAGCUUUUAGAAAGGCCUCACCCUCACGUCAGACAACACAAAGGCAGCGUGGAUGAGCACAUCAGUACAGCCUGCACGGCCUGUGCCAAACAUGUUCUUAUGCCACUGGGCCAUGGCCACUAUGUCCCCCUGCUGUCACACUGGAGUGAAGUUUGCUGAAUAAGGACAUGGGAGGCCACUAAAGCCAGUACAGUGACUUAACCAAUCUGGUUUGGUUUAUUUUUGUCACUUUAAAGUGGGAACUGUUCAUUGCAGAAUAAGCUGCAGUUCUCAGAACUGAUACUUUCAUACACUGGUCUCAUUUAGCUGUGAAGAAAAAAAAAAAAGAACAAAUUAUUGUUCGUCAAUCAUCACCUUAUUUAUGACUUUAAUUUAUGGGAUUUUUGAAUGCAUACUCUAUCAGACACUGGUCAAGUGAGGAAAAAACUAAUGACUGGACAUUUAUUUUCUUACUCUGUGAACUCCUUUUUAUUGAGUAUUUCAUUUUCCCUCUGUGUUUAUUUGACAGCAAUACACUUAUUUUCUUGUUACAGUGAUAAAGUAUUUUGCCAAUGUUUAUUGUCUUUUGAGCGGGUCUUCUCCCCACCAAACAAUUUAACCAUGACUGCCAGGUUUCCUUUACGUUUUUCUUUUGCUUUUUUUUUUAUCAGCUGGGCAGCAGGCAGUUGAUUGACAUUGAUCCAGAAAGCCUUUUUUUUUGUUGUUGUUGUUGUU